Melospiza georgiana is the source of this 3743-nucleotide messenger RNA. It is a transcript of the gene ANO3, whose product is annotated as anoctamin 3. The record is from RefSeq and is a predicted model, not a curated record. NCBI's taxonomy places the organism in Eukaryota, Metazoa, Chordata, Aves, Passeriformes, Passerellidae. Gene Ontology annotation, cellular component: plasma membrane. The transcript is spliced from 27 exons. Gene Ontology annotation, biological process: chloride transmembrane transport. The coding region runs from base 216 to 3155 and encodes 979 amino acids. Gene Ontology annotation, molecular function: chloride channel activity; protein dimerization activity.
GAAAAAACUGUUCUGAGGAGCUUUUCUAAAAUUGCAUGAGUGCAGAGGAAUGCCUCAUCUGUUACCUUCACUGCGCAGACUGCCACUGGAGACCAAUAAAUGAGUAAGAUCCAUACUAUAGCACUAUAGCUUCUGCAUCUUUUCUUAAACUAACAACAAACCUUCUGCAAAUGGCGCAGAGCAGCCUGAAAUGUGGUCAGCUAUCCUGAGGAGGUAUGAAUACAAGCAAGAGCGAGACAGUGAAAGAGCACCCAUUAAAACCCUCUAGAAGAUCUAUGCCAUGCCUUGCCCAGAGCCAAACACAUCCUCAGAGCCUGAGCAAGCAUUCAUCAUUUCUGCAGCCAAACCGUGUGCAGCCACAGCUCCAGCCCCAGCCUUUGAGUGCAGGGACGUCAGGAGCUGCAGUGGAUGUCGUGUCAGAACGAGCUAAAGUGGUGGAGACUUUGGAAAGCAACUUGCUUAAACUGUCUAAUACAGAAUAUGGUGAUCCGUUUUCAGAUGUAGGCAAGGAAAAAGAUACAUACACAGAUGAUUCAGAACAUGGGAAUUAUGAUGCUCGUACAGAUCAGUCAUUGCUUAUUCAAAAUAAGCUCACCAGGCAGAAAACAGAACCUCGAACUAAAUCUUCUUUAAAGAGUGAUGCCAUGGCAUCAUCAGGACUCUUCUUCAAAGAUGGCAAAAAGCGCAUUGAUUACAUCUUGGUCUACAAGAAAUCAAGCCCACAGGUAGAGAAAAGAAGCACAUUUGAGAAGAAUUUGAGAGCAGAAGGGCUUAUGUUAGAACGGGAGCCAGCUGUUACCAACAGUGAUAUCAUGUUUGUUAAAAUUCACUGUCCAUGGGAGACAUUGUGCAAGUAUGCAGAAAGAAUGAACAUCAGGAUGCCUUUCAGGAAAAAAUGUUAUUACACUGACUGGAGGAGCAAAACCAUGGGCAGUUUGCAGAGGAACAUUAGAGAGCUGAAAAGCUGGUUGCCCAGAAAUCCCAUGAAGCUGGAUAAGGAGGCCCUGCCUGAUCUGGAGGAGACAGAUUGCUACACAGCCCCCUUCAGCCGCGCGCGCAUCCACCAUUUUACGAUAAACAACAAAGACAGCUUCUUCAGCAAUUCCACAAGAAGUAGAAUUGUGCAUCAUGUGCUACAGAGAACUAAGUAUGAAGAUGGAAAAUCCAAAAUGGGUAUUAAUAGGUUACUAAAUAAUGGCACAUAUGAAGCAGCAUUUCCACCACAUGAGGGAAGCCACAAAAGCAGGCAUCCCAUCAAAACACACGGAGCACAGAAUCACAGACACCUCUUGUAUGAGCGCUGGGCACGGUGGGGAAUGUGGUACAAAUACCAACCUCUUGAUUUAAUCAGGCGAUACUUUGGUGAAAAAAUUGGACUGUAUUUUGCCUGGCUGGGAUGGUAUACUGGAAUGCUUAUUCCUGCUGCUCUGGUUGGGCUCUUUGUUUUCCUCUAUGGAUUAUUUACAAUGGAUUCCAGCCAAGUAAGCAAAGAGAUCUGCGAGGCAAAUGAAACCAUUAUGUGCCCUAUGUGUGAACGCAAUUGCACACUACAAAAACUCAAUGAAAGCUGCAUAUAUGCCAAGGUUACACAUUUGUUUGAUAACGGAGGGACUGUCUUCUUUGCAAUUUUCAUGGCAAUUUGGGCAACAGUCUUUCUGGAGUUUUGGAAAAGACGGAGAGCUGUAUUGACUUAUGAUUGGGACCUCAUAGACUGGGAAGAUGAAGAGGAAGAGCUGCGUCCCCAGUUUGAAGCUAAAUAUUCCCAAGUGGAAAGAGUAAAUCCCAUCACAGGAAAACCCGAACCUUUUCAGCCUUUCCCUGAUAAGCUCAGUCGACUGAUGGUGUCUGUCUCAGGAAUAUUCUUCAUGAUUUCACUGGUCCUUACUGCAGUGUUUGCAGUUGUGGUGUAUCGACUGGUAGCCAUGGAGCAGUUUGCUUCUUUCAAGUGGUAUUUCAUCAAGAAGUAUUGGCAGUUUGCAACAUCUGGCACUGGAGUCUGUAUCAAUUUUAUGAUCAUCAUGUCACUCAAUGUUGUGUAUGAAAAAGUUGCCUAUCUCCUGACAGAUUUAGAGCACCCUAGAACAGAAUCUGAGUGGGAAAACAGCUUUGCCUUGAAAAUGUUCCUCUUCCAGUUUGUCAACUUGAACAGCUCCAUCUUCUACAUCGCCUUUUUUCUUGGCAGAUUUGCAGGCCGCCCAGGAAAGUACAACAAGCUUUUUAACAGAUGGAGGCUGGAAGAGUGUCAUCCUAGUGGCUGCUUGAUAGAUCUGUGCUUACAAAUGGGAGUUAUUAUGGUUUUAAAACAAAUGUGGAACAACUUCAUGGAACUAGGCUACCCUUUAUUACAGAAUUGGUGGUCACGACGCAAAAUGAAGAGAAGAGGGCAAUCAAUGGAGAAUAAAAUUUCUCUACCUCAAUGGGAAAAAGACUGGAAUCUGCAACCUAUGAAUCUCCAUGGUUUAAUGGACGAAUAUUUAGAGAUGGUUUUACAGUUUGGCUUUACCACCAUCUUUGUGGCUGCCUUCCCCCUGGCACCUCUCCUGGCACUGCUCAACAACAUCAUAGAAAUCAGAUUAGAUGCAUACAAGUUUGUCACUCAGUGGCGAAGACCCAUGCCUGCAAGAGCAACAGAUAUAGGUAUUUGGUAUGGAAUUCUGGAAGGAAUUGGAGUUCUGGCUGUCAUCACCAAUGCCUUUGUUAUUGCCAUUACUUCUGAUUACAUUCCACGUUUUGUCUAUGCAUAUAAAUAUGGUCCCUGUACAGAUCAAGGGUACAGACAAGAAAAAUGCUUAAAAGGAUAUGUCAACAGCAGCUUGUCAGUAUUUGAUUUGAGUGAACUUGGGAUGGGAUACUCAGGAUAUUGUCGGUACAGAGACUACAGAGCCCCACCAUGGAGUUCGACUCCGUAUGAAUUCACUUUGCAGUUUUGGCAUGUCCUGGCAGCACGGCUGGCCUUCAUCAUAGUAUUUGAGCAUCUUGUUUUUGGAAUAAAGUCUUUCAUUGCCUACCUAAUUCCAGACAUACCCAAAGACUUGUGUGACAGAAUGAGAAGAGAGAAAUACUUAGUCCAGGAAAUGAUGUAUGAGGCUGAACUGGAACAUUUGCAAAGAGAAAGGAAAAAGAAUGGGAAACAGUAUCACCAUGAAUGGCCUUAGUCACUACCAUGCUACAACAAAAACACUUUGGAAUUGGAGAGAGAAGUUGCAAAAUGAAGUCAGUCUGGCAUCCGUGUGAGAUUUGGUGGUGGUGUAUUUAUGUUCUUGCUAGGCAGUGCAAUUGCAUACUUUGGUGGGCACCGAGAAAUGGAUGUUUCCAGUGAUGUCAAUGAAAAGCCUUGCCUGUAACUGGUCUGUGAUGAGCUCCAAUGAUAAUUGGCAUUCAGAAAUGUGCAGAGUAAAAAUCUGAACACUGUUUAAAAAAAAAGCAAUGGGUUUUCAUGCUGUUUAUGAAGAUACUAUCAGCAUGAUGAAAACAGAAAAUUACCUGUGAACCUAUAGAGUAAGGGCAUGACUAAAACCAACUUACGUGAUAUCCACUACUUCUACAGCUUCUGAUUGCUCAGCUCCAUCUGUAAUGCCUCUGAAGAAAAGAGCAAUUGUUGCCUUUGUGGCCAUGACUUGAUCUUUAAGGCUUACUGUUUUGUCAGGUUUGUCCUAGUCUCUUGUUGAGAUUGUGGAUGUGGUCCUACCCUAAAAAAGGGGUCUGUGGCUGCUAAAUAUAUACUAUGCAGUUUAAGAUUUGCA